AAUUCAUUCUCAGAAAUUCGCUUGAGUCUCACUCACCUGGAUCUCAAUUACCAAGCCGUAAAGUUUCAGAAAAAGACAAAUUAAUCAUUUCUUAUUUGUUUUCCUUUUGUCGUAAAAACACAUAAAUAAGCUUUUGCAUUUGCAAGCUCCAUUGUAAUAACAGCGACCAACGCACCAAUCUUAAUCCUUGUUUUUCUCAUUUGUCCCAAACAAAAUUAAUUUUUGAGGAACACUUUUUCGACACCUCAGAAUCCCACCUGCAGAUUCUCUUCCAUCAAUUUCAGCAUAGUGAUUGUGGAAGCUCAAGAAAGGGAUUGGUACUGUAGAUAGGACUAGGAGUCCCUGAAAUGUAUAUGCCUGUGGCUACCUCUGCCAUUCAGCGCGGUGGAUUGCCUACUGACAGUGGGGACUCUGUUGUGGCGUUAGACCAAGUUCCGCGAUGGAAUGAUGCUGAUCAGGUCUUGGGGUUUGAAACUUCAUUUUCUAGUUCACACUUUCCCGAUCCUUUAGCAUCGCCCUCAAGGGCAGACAGUGGCGAUGGCAGUGAGUCGGUGUCAAAGUUUCCUGUUGACGAUGAAGUCAAUUCGAAGAUAUAUUUGUGGAGGGGGAAUCCCUGGAAUCUUGAGGUGGAUGCGGUGGUAAAUUCAACAAAUGAGAAUAUGGAUGAAGCACACAGCAGCCCUGGGUUGCAUGAUGCAGCUGGACCCGGUCUUGCAGAAGAAUGUGCGACACUGGGUGGAUGUCGAACAGGGAUGGCUAAAGUUACCAAGGCAUAUGACCUUCCUGCCAGGAAAAUUUUCCACACGGUUGGCCCAAAGUAUGCUAUAAAGUACCAUAAUGCUGCAGAGAAUGCUUUAAGUCAUUGCUAUCGUUCUUGCCUGGAGCUUCUGGUUGAAAAUGGGCUUCAAAGCAUUGCUAUGGGCUGUAUUUAUACGGAGGCAAAGAACUAUCCCCGAGAACCAGCUGCACAUGUAGCUAUAAGAACAGUGCGGCGAUUUCUUGAGAAGCAGAAAAACAACAUAAUAGCUGUUGUCUUUUGCACUGUGAGCACAACUGAUACUGAGAUAUAUAAAAGGUUGCUUCCUCUGUACUUUCCUCGGGAUAAACAUGAGGAGCAAGUUGCUUUGUCUAAACUUCCUGCAGAUGUUGGGGAUGAAAAUGGUGAGACAAUCUCAGAUGAGCGUAAAAUCAGAAUAAAGCCUUUGCCCAAAAGGAUAGUUUCAAGACCACCUGAAUUUCCAGCUGAUCAUCCUGUUAGUGAUGUCGGCUUGGUUAGCAGGAAUUCAUCACAUUUAGAUUCAUUUCUGGAUCCUGCCUUCAUGUCCAUGAUCAAAGACCCCGAUCAACGGCGGAUGGAGCAGUGGGAGAAAACUGCUGAAGCACAAAGAGGCUGGAAUUGUGCUAAAUUGAUUGGAUAUGGCGACCUUGGUGGACCCUCAUUGUCUGCUGCCGAAGAAUAUUCUCUACACUCUAGAUACCUGUCUAAAGCAAAUUCCUUAAAUCUUUCUGAAAUUGCAGAAAUGAAAAUUGUCUAUCGUGGUGGGGUAGACAGUGAGGGGCAUCCUGUCAUGGUUGUUGUAGGGGCCCACUUUUUACUUCGGUGUCUUGAUCUGGAGCGAUUUGUGCUAUAUGUGGUGAAGGAGUUUGAGCCUUUAAUACAAAAGCCUUUUUCUAUUGUCUACUUCCACUCUGCUGCAUCUUUGCAGAUGCAGCCAGACCUGGGUUGGAUGAGAAGAUUGCAACAAAUACUUGGUCGGAAGCACCAGCGCAACCUGCAUGCAAUAUAUGUCCUUCACCCAACUUUCGGACUAAAAGCAGCAGUAUUUGGACUUCAGAUGUUUGUGGACAGUGUGGUUUGGAAGAAAGUGGUAUAUGCUGAUCGACUUCUGCAGCUCUUCAGAUACAUACCUCGUGAACAGUUGACCAUCCCAGAUUUUGUGUUUCAGCAUGACUUGGAAGUGAAUGGAGGGACGGGUCUCAUUGUGGAUCCCAGAACAAAAUAUGUGUACAACAGACCAUGACACACAUGAACUUCUAUCAUUAGUUGAUAAAGGAGGACCAUUCACUGCAGUUUCUAAAUUAUUUGCCUUGCCCUUAUUGUCGCUGUUAACAGGAAGAGGGGCUUGUAUGAAUUUGAAAUGUGUAUGGAAGCAUUCUUUUUUUUUUUUUUUGGAUUUUUGGAAGGAGUGAUAAGUUCCCCCGUUUGUAUAUGUUAUUGAUUGUGGAAGCUAAUGGUUGGAUUUCUUUAAUUGUUUGUAUAUUCAAGGGAAAUAUAUUGAAUAAAAUUAGUCUUUGAUGAUUUUCGUUUC
Messenger RNA from Glycine soja, 2309 nucleotides. RefSeq names its product protein GDAP2 homolog. Bases 348 to 2021 code for a protein of 557 amino acids. Lineage: Eukaryota; Viridiplantae; Streptophyta; Magnoliopsida; Fabales; Fabaceae. The record is from RefSeq and is a predicted model, not a curated record. The transcript has 15 exons.